Chenopodium quinoa (quinoa) is the source of this 1841-nucleotide messenger RNA. Its product is annotated as F-box protein CPR30-like. The coding region runs from base 82 to 1338 and encodes 418 amino acids. Gene Ontology annotation, molecular function: protein binding. Lineage: Eukaryota; Viridiplantae; Streptophyta; Magnoliopsida; Caryophyllales; Amaranthaceae. The transcript is spliced from 2 exons. The record is from RefSeq and is a predicted model, not a curated record.
AAGGGAGGGAAAAUCAAAACAAAUAUAGCAGUAGCAGUAUUAUAAAACUGCUGUUUUCAAAUUUCAAUUUAAGCAACAACAAUGACGACUCUCCCAAUUGAGAUCAUCACUGAAAUCCUCUCUCGAUUACCUGUAGAAUCACUUCUCGAAUUCAAGUGCGUCUCCAAAUCAUGGUAUACCCUAAUCAAAUCCCCAAAUUUCAUCAAACUUCAUCUCAAUCAAACCCUAAUUUCCAACUCCAAUCGUAAUCUUCUCCUCUCCUACUCCUCUGAUCAUUCUUCCGACAUCAAUUUCCACCAUAAUCAUCUCGUAUACUCAGAUAUCGAUCUCAACCACAAUCACCUCCUAUUCUCGGAGCUCGAUCACCCUCUUAAACACCGCGAAAUCAACUUUGUUGGAUCCUGUAACGGCAUCGUUUGCAUCUCCGAUAAAUCCAAAAACGACAUUUUCUUGUUCAAUCCAGUGACGAAAUCUCGUCGAAAACUUCCGCCCAAUCAUACUCACAACCCUGGGAAUGAUAAGACUUUGGUGUUCGGGUUCGGUUUCGAUAGCGAAAACGAUGAUUAUAAGGUUUUGAGGUUGAUUCAGGACAGUCAUUACAGUGAGGUUCACCAUAGUAAGGCUGAAGUGUAUAGUUUGAGGGAAAAUUCAUGGAGAUGUGUUGAAGGAAUCCCAUAUUUUCUGUUGUUUGUGUAUCGUCAUGGUGUUUUUGUUAAUGAGGCUAUGCAUUACAUUGUGGUUACUAAAGAACUACAAAUGCAAUGCAAGUUCAUAGCCAGUUUCGAUUUUAAGACCGAGAAUUACUCGAUUAUGGACUGCCCGGAUUAUGAUGAUAAGUUGGGUGGGUCUUUGGAUUUGGGUGAGCUGGGUGGGUGUUUGUGUUUGUUGGUUAUGUAUCGUACAUUAGUACCUGCUUCGCCUUUGGAGGAUCCUUAUGAUAGAAUUGAUUUUCGAAUGAAUCGUGCUGAUUUGUGGGUGAUGAAGGAGUAUGGGAAGAAAGAGUCUUGGGUUAGGUUGUUUAGUAUUCCCCAGACGGCGAGUGUUGGGAUGUAUCUACAGAUUAGGACUAUUGUUUACUCUAAAGACAGGAGAAGAAUUUUGUUGGAGUAUAAUUCUUUGGGGCUUGGUUGGUAUGAUUUGGAGACCCAGAGUUUUAGUCAGUUUAAGGGACUGCCACAAGCACCGAUAUCUUCCGGGUUCUUCGUGAGUAGCCUUGUAUCCUUGGAGAUUAACAAGCAGAAGUCUGAUUGUGGUACCAGAUUGUCAAUGCCAAGAAAGAACACCAAGAACAAACAGUUGGAUGAUUUUCUUUCUACAGGAUUCAAGCUCAAGCUAUGACCUGAUUGAGCUACUUUUGGGAAUUAGUUCAGAACUAUGUAACGUUAAGCCGUAAGCAUGAAAGUCACAUUGCAGUGAUCUUAUUUUUUUGUUCUCAUUAGCUUCUUUAAUUUUUUUUUUUAGUAUACAUAUAGUAGAGAUUGUGGUUUGAUUUCAGCUGAAGAGGUUUUCUCAAUCACUCAGUCACUCCUUGUUUGAUAAAUCUUCAGGAUGAUGCCUUGAAAUUGGGUAAAUUGUAUGGUCUUAUUUAAUUUGAAAAAUACAGACCAAGCAUGGAGCAUAACUUAUUGUAAGCUUGAUGUUAGAACUAUCAUACUUGAUGAGAUUAUGUCGACUUGUCAAGUUAAAGCUACACAAGAUUGAACUCUCAUACUGAUUAUUGCAUUUGAAAACAUGAAAAGUAAUUGCUUGAAAAUACUUUUGACGUCAAGCAUAUGAGGUUUUGUCAUUUAUAUUUGUUUUAUGUUAUAAAAGUUGCAAUUUGCUGAUGAAUAUAUGCUCCG